This is a messenger RNA of Patiria miniata (bat star), 2379 nucleotides long. RefSeq lists its product as uncharacterized. The coding region runs from base 547 to 1011 and encodes 154 amino acids. The record is from RefSeq and is a predicted model, not a curated record. Lineage: Eukaryota; Metazoa; Echinodermata; Asteroidea; Valvatida; Asterinidae. The transcript is spliced from 4 exons.
CGUGGGCCAGAAAUCGUAGCGUGCAGAAUCGUUCGGAGUUUUUGGUGGCAACUUUUUUUCUUUCCUAAUGGACUCCUUUUGUGACACUGAUUAAUAUUUUUGAUGUUGCCGGCAGAAAACCCAGCAAACUAAUGUGAAAAUAAAGGUAGAAAAUUGCCACUUUCCCGUCGCGUCGGCGAUGUUUUUUUGAACGCCGAUUGAGGGCGGUAUGCUGCAACCUCGAAUCGGCGCUUCGUAGGUGAUUUAGAAAAUCGCGUUAAUUUUCCCGGGGACGAGGACGUCAGGAGGAACAUGGCGGCGCCCGUCGGCAGGACGUGCGUUGGCGAAGAAAGCGGUGAAAUUUCACCAUUUUCAGAGACGAGCUGGAAGAAGUUUGUAACUUGUUGUCAGCAAUGACAAGAAUUGGAUGGAAAGGAGAGAGGAGUUGCCCAAAAAAGCAAAGAUAUAGCGAAAAACGAACGACCAAAGGCCGAGUAUGGCUACCAAGUGCACCGGCAUUGGCAGAUAUUCUGCAAUGUAUCAAAAAUAAAGCGAGCGAAACUGAGGAUGGAGAAGAGCUCAACUAGUGAAGGAGGUGAUGGCGCAGGAGAUGUGGUAAUCCCCCGCAAGAGAAGACGCACAGGAGAGAAAGAGCAAAGGACCAGGCAUGUUCUACCAGUGGAGUGCAUCAUAUGCAAGAAGAGCAAAUGGAUCCAGCCGCCAUAUGGACCGCGGAAAAAAGAGCCACUCACAAACUGUGAAUAUGAAAAAGGUGGACAACUUAUCAAGGCUGCUGAACUACUCAAUGAUGAAUCCAUCCUUCUUGAUAUUCAAGAUCAAGACAUGGUGGCAAUCGAAGUCCGGUAUCACAGAUCAUGCCACAAGAAUUACAUCAAGGCGACUUGCCGUGUACAGACUUGUGUCGUUGCAGUGAUUGUGAGAACACCACUACUGAAGACAUCGAAUGCCUGUCCAGCGAUGACGAAGAAAGUGACAUUGAAGACGAUGAAUAGACACAGGGACUUCACGUAGUACGGAAAAGUUUACAUACAUGUAUUCAUCAUCAGCCAUAUUUAUGUGUUUGCUCAUUCUACAUGUACAUGUACUUGUAAAUAUGCAUAGCUUUUUUUUUGGCCUGGUGUAGACAGCAGAAACGUGAUUCGCCAUGAUGCCUUUCAGGAAGAAUAUUUCUUUGGUUUGUAUUGUACAGCAAAUUCCAGUUUUCAACAGUAUAUUUUUAGGCUUAUGACAAUUCCUCAUCUACAAAUAGUUCUUCCAGCUCCACCUUCUGUCGACCCAAGUUGAUGCUUGAGACGGGCGCAACAGCUCCACACUUAAGUGAAAAACUCAAUACAUGUAAUGCCUUGACAAUCCAUCAUUGCAUAAUUGCAUACUUUAUUACAAUAAUUAUGACAUACAUGUAUUUGGAAUUAUGGAAGUUCCAGUUCUAGACAGUUCAUUUUUGUGUUAAUGGCAAAUUCAGUGAUACCUUGAAGAAUUUUUUUUAGAAAAAAAAAUUGAGUAUGGCCAAAGAUUUAUUUGUUGCUUAUUUAUUAAUUAAUUACCACAAAGUAAAAACUUUCCAAUUAGGACAUUGUUGGAAUCAAAUACUCUACUUUAGGUAAAUGACAUAAUUCGGUAAUCUGCAAAUAGGCCUAAGUCUUUGAACUUCAUAUGUUAUGAAAAACUCGGUGAUAUCUUGAAAAAAAAAUUUGGGUGGUACAAAGUGUUGACUGUGGUCAACUUAGCGUUAAUCGUUGAUAGUUUGAGAAUUAAUUACCAUUUAUUGUUUGCCUCUUUAGGUAAAUGAAAUAAGUCGGUCUUCUCCAAAUAGUUUUUCCUUUCAUAAACAUUUAAGAACAAAAGUUGGUGCUGUUUUAAUUCAAUUUGUUGCAAAAUUGCACAAUUAAUUACCAUAAUUAUGUAAUUAUGUGAUUAUGUUAAAUUGGAGACGGUUCAUUUUGGAUUAAUGACAUAAAUGUACAUGCAAUUCAAUACUUUCAGCCUCACAUGCAAAAAUCCAGUGAUACCUUGAACAAACUAUUGGCAUAAAAAACACUGAAUAUGGACAAAGCGUUAUUUUGUGCAUAAUUUCAUAUUUAAUGAUCACAACAAUAAAACCAUUAAUAUGAUAUUUUUCCUUGGCAUCAAUAUAACAAUUGUUUUAGGUUAGUUAUAUAAUGCAGUCGUAUACAAUUAUAGAAAAAGUCAGUCAUGCCUUAUAUGGAAAAGUCAGUUUCAUGUAUGCCUUCUGUGCCAAUUUGCAAUAAAACAUAUAUGAGCAUUGUUUUUGCAUAAUUAAAGUACAUGUGAUUAAGAAACCACCUUGUUUAUGAACCUACAAGUGUGUAGAUUUAAUGAUCAUUAAAUAUUCUAAGUGGGUGACGAUCUGCAUUUAAA